Molecule: messenger RNA, 1910 nt
Organism: Saccostrea cuccullata (small rock oyster)
Lineage: Eukaryota; Metazoa; Mollusca; Bivalvia; Ostreida; Ostreidae
Product: galactoside 2-alpha-L-fucosyltransferase Sec1-like
Exons: 3
Coding region: 463-1845 (460 amino acids)
Biological process (GO): carbohydrate metabolic process
Cellular component (GO): membrane
Molecular function (GO): galactoside 2-alpha-L-fucosyltransferase activity
Source: RefSeq, a predicted model, not a curated record
CUAGUAUGUGCAGGGGAAAUCACCUUUGCUAGUCAGCGAUCGGAGUUUUGAUAUCCAUCAGUAUGGGUAAAAAUUUCAUUCAUUAUGAGGUAGGACCUAGUAUCAGUUUUAGUUUAUUGUUUGCAAAUAAAUCUCUUAAGAAAAUACCCGAUACAGAUUUCUUUUGUCGCGUAUAAACAAAAGGGAUUUCUCAGUCGCACUUCGCAUGUCGUGUAAACGUUUUAAAUCGACAUUAAGUGAUUCCGGCCACACACCCGCCCGGUAUUUAGCUCGCUUGGUAAGUCAUGCGUGUCAAUUUACAUACCACAAAUAUUGACACGCUGAUUGAAUCAGUAUCUAUUGAAUGGUCAUUAAACAAUUGGACUUCCCUCGGGUGAGGUAGAAAUGGACAGUGACCUACUUUCCUAUAGAUGAUAUUCUGAUCAGUCGCAAUGAUAUGCAGAAAGACGUCCAACUUCUUCCAUGAACGUAAAACGAUAUUCGGCAUGUAUUGCUGCAAGUUUCUUUGCAACAGUGGUAGCUUUCGGUACCCUUAUGACGGUGAAUCAGAAAUUUGGACCCGACCACCUUAAACCUAUGAAGAUUUUGAAGGUUAUUAUACAAAGCAACAAGGUAUCAUCGGACAACGUCAUGGUACAAAAUUACUUCCGAGAUCCGCCCCCCAAAAACAUAGAAAUCAACAUAUCUCAAACGUCCGCACCUGGUGCGACCUCAAACACAGCAUUAUCAGUCAAAAACAAAACAGUUCCGUCUCCUCCAUCUUCCCCAGCUUUCACUUCGAAAACUAGCAUCUCACCUGCGACAAGAAAUACUAAAACUGCCUUCACGACAGUUUCAAAGCCGUCUUCCAUUGCCAAAAAGACAGUGACUACUGCCAGAAGUACAACGACCACUAACAAAAACACAGUGACUACUGCCAGUAGCACCAGGAGUACAACGACCACUAACAAAAGUACAGUGACCUCUACCAAGACUAUAGUUUCCAAGACAUCGAUCUCACCUACAACGCAUGCGCCGUCCAAUUUUUAUGUCUGUCCUACAUUUAUGGGGAGAAUUGGAAAUAAUUUAUUUCAGUUUGCUUCCGGAUUUGGAAUCGCUGCCUCUAAGGAUCUGAAAUUUGUUGUAGCAGAAAAUGAUCUCAUAUACCGGUUGUUUGAAUUGAAAAACAGUAAACAUCUUCAUAUCAGCAAAAAUAGACACGAAUGUGCAAAAGCAAAAUUCAGAGGGGAAGGGCGUGCAUGUUCCUAUGAUAAAAAUGUAGCGAAUUUCAAGCCGGAUGCAACGUAUCGAGUUGGGAAUUAUUUACAGUCGUGGAAGUAUUUUCAAGAUGUGGCAGAAAAACUACGAGAACAGCUAAAAUUUAGGGUUCAUCUUCAGACGAGCGCAAAUAAUAUUAUAAAAGGAAUAUUAAAGAAGUUUAACACAUCUCGAGAAAACGUAACUUUGAUUGCUGUUCAUGUACGACGCGGAGACAUGGUCAACCAUGGCUUUGGUUAUUUAGUUGCAACAAAGGAAUACUUCGCGAAAGCAGUACAGCUCUUUACCAGUUAUUCUAGUCCCAUUUUUAUCGUUUGUUCUAAUGAUCUUUCGUGGUCUAAAGCAAAUUUUCCUAAGAACGACAAGGUUGAGUUCAUUUCCGGGAAUUCAGCGGAAGUAGAUUUAGCUUUAAUGGCGUCUUGCGAUCACAUGAUAUCAUCUGUAGGUUCUUUUAGUUGGUGGGCAGGCUGGCUCAACAAUGGAACUGUGACUUACUUCAAAUGGCCGGCAAAGGAGGGUUCGGGGCUUCGCGCACAGUUCAGCUCAGAUUAUAUGGAUUAUUUUUAUCCACAUUGGACAGGCAUAUAAUAAGUUUAAUAGUAUUAAUUGUUGCAUCAAUAUUUAAAUUGCAUAAUACACAAUUUUUAUGUUUA